GCCGUCCGCCGUCCGCCUCCCGCCUCCCGCCUCCGCUUAGGUGAUGGUUGCGUCUAUAUCGAAGAGGGAGCGAAUGGCUCCGCGAUGGGACCAAGAGCUGCAUGCGUUGGUUUUGCACCUGCUUCCGCCUGAAAUUUGCAAUUUCUCGAAGCUAUCCUCCUGGGACGUGGCGGGAAAGAAGAGGCGGAUGACUUCCGAAAGGGAAAGGUGACAAACAUACCUGGGGAAUUCUUCAGUUUAGCAUAAAGUGUAGCAUAUGCGAAUGGUGGAUUGAAGACCAAGUAUCCUUGUGUUUCCCUUGAUUCUCUUUCAUAACAUUUAAGAAGGGCAUCUAUAUAUAAGUAUGUUAGUCCGCUUCUUAAAUGGUAAAGUAUCAUACCACUUCAUCUCUGCAAGGAUUUCAUUGCACAGAAAUAAGUCAUCAUCAAUGCUGCUCACAAUUGCCAGUGCUUUCUUCUACACAGAGAUCAAAACUGGAACUUUUACGAAAAUGUUGUCUGAAAUGAUGAAAGAACUCUGGGUCAAAUGGGAGCUCCCAGGAAUGGUAGUACUCCGCCUGUUUCUCCAUUUUGUGCUUAUUGGGUUCGGUAACCUUCGGAGAUACCAGGGCAGAGCUUCUCCUUACGUUGCCAUCCUUGUUUGGUCAACAUACUUAGUAGCCGAUUGGAUAGCCACCGUUGCCUUAAACACCGUUCUCAAGGCUGAACAAAAUGAGCUUAACAGUGAACUGGUUGUGUUUUGGACACCAUUUCUGCUCUUGAACCUUGGUGGGUCACAAACCAUCAGUGCCUACUCCUUAUCAGACAAUGAGCUUUGGUUGUGGUACUUGCUUGGCCUUCUCAUCCAGGUUGGGGUGGCCAUUGAUGUCUACAUGAGAUUUCGGACCAAAUCAACCCUCACAUACAUGGCCAUCCUGAUAUUUGUUGCUGGGAUUGUCAAGUAUGGAGAAAGGAUUUGGAUUCUCAGGGCUGGAAGCAACAGGCUGUUUAGCAACUCUGUUUUCUCAACUCUGACUCAUGCCACAGAAAAAUCUCUGAUUCAUUCCCCAAGUGAUUAUUCGAUGAGCAGUCGUCCUCCACCUCCAGAGACAUUGGAGGAGUGUUUAUGGCACAAAAAUGUCAUUGAAGAAGGCAAAUAUAUCCAUACAGCUUUUUGCCUGUUUAAGAUGAACAUAUCUCUCUUCUCUCAAGCUUAAUUAGGAUUAUUAGAGAAUUAAGCAACAUCUUCUUGCUUCCCCCCAUUAUUUCUGCAGAAGAGGCCUUCAAAUUGGUACAAAUUGUACUAGGGUUCCUGUAUGAUGUGCUCUACACCAAAACUACUAUACUGCAUUCUAUAGUGGGAGUAAUUCUCCAUGGCAUGUGCUUGUUGUCCACUUUUGCGGCAGUCAUUGCCUUCUCA
This is a messenger RNA of Rubroshorea leprosula, 1398 nucleotides long. The record is from the annotation of a GenBank genome assembly. NCBI's taxonomy places the organism in Eukaryota, Viridiplantae, Streptophyta, Magnoliopsida, Malvales, Dipterocarpaceae.